UCUCUGGCCAAGAUGGCGGCAGUGCUGCUGCUGCGCGGCUUUCGGCCAGGCCGGGGUCCCGGUCCUGUGCGGCUGUGGCGCCCAGGCCCUUCUUGGAGCCCGGGCGUCGCUAGCGGAGCCUGGAGCAGGCGGCCGUACGUGGCCCUCAGGCCUCCGAUGGGCCGUGCCGGGGCUGGAGGCGGCGCCCGACAGAUACUUCAGUGUCAGCAGCUAACGUCUGCCUUUGAGGGGACGACUGGAUUGAUACUGAAACAGCAUCUGCUUCCAGAUCCAGUCAGACUCUGGCGACUUUUAGGUGGUGUUUGCUUUUUUAACAGCUCAGGGAGGAAGCAGAAGAACAAGGACAGUGACAGAUCCAAGGGGAAGACCCCUGAGGAUGAAGAGGAGAGGAGGCGGAAGGAGCGGGAGGACCAGAUGUACCGGGAGCGGCUGCGCACGCUGUUUGUCAUCGCCGUCAUCAUGAGCCUGCUGAAUUCCUUCAGCACCAGCGGUGGCAACAUCUCCUGGAGCGACUUUGUCAACGAGAUGCUGGCCAAGGGCGAGGUGCAGCGGGUGCAGGUGGUGCCUGAGAGCGACGUGGUGGAAGUCUACCUGCACCCAGGAGCUGUGGUGUUCGGACGGCCGCGGCUGGCCUUGAUGUACCGAAUGCAGGUUGCAAACAUUGACAAGUUCGAAGAGAAGCUCCGAGCGGCUGAGGAUGAGCUGAACAUCGAAGGCAAAGACAGGAUCCCGGUCUCCUAUAAGCGCACAGGGUUCUUUGGGAAUGCCCUCUAUGCCCUGGGGAUGACUGCGGUGGGCUUGGCCAUCCUGUGGUACAUGUUCCGUCUCGCUGGGAUGACAGGAAGAGAAGGUGGAUUCAGUGCUUUUAAUCAGCUGAGAAUGGCUCGUUUCACAAUUGUGGAUGGGAAGGCAGGGAAAGGAGUCAGCUUCAGAGACGUGGCAGGAAUGCACGAAGCCAAGCUGGAAGUCCGUGAGUUUGUGGAUUAUCUGAAGAGCCCGGAGCGCUUCCUCCAGCUCGGUGCCAAGGUCCCAAAGGGUGCGCUGCUGCUCGGCCCUCCUGGCUGUGGGAAGACACUGCUGGCCAAGGCAGUGGCCACCGAGGCCCAGGUGCCCUUCUUGGCAAUGGCUGGCCCAGAGUUCGUGGAGGUCAUUGGAGGCCUCGGCGCUGCCCGUGUGCGAAGCCUCUUCAAGGAAGCACGCGCACGAGCACCCUGCAUCGUGUACAUCGAUGAGAUUGACGCCGUGGGCAAGAAGCGCUCCACCGCCACCUCGGGCCUCUCCAGCACCGAGGAGGAGCACACGCUGAACCAGCUGCUGGUGGAGAUGGACGGAAUGGGCACCACAGACCACGUCAUUGUCCUGGCAUCCACAAAUCGAGCUGACAUUUUGGACAACGCUCUCAUGAGGCCAGGCCGGCUGGACCGACAUGUCUUCAUUGAUCUCCCCACGCUGCAGGAGAGGCGGGAGAUUUUUGAGCAGCACCUGAAGGGUCUGAAGCUGACACAGGCCAGCAGCUUCUACUCCCAGCGUCUGGCAGAGCUGACACCAGGAUUCAGCGGUGCGGACAUCGCCAACAUCUGCAACGAGGCUGCCCUGCAUGCUGCGAGAGAGGGACACACGUCCGUCCACACCUUGAACUUCGAGUAUGCCGUGGAGCGUGUCAUUGCUGGGACUGCCAAAAAGAGCAAGAUCCUGUCAAAGGAGGAGCAGAAGGUGGUUGCGUUUCACGAAUCGGGGCACGCACUGGUCGGCUGGCUGCUGGAACACACCGAGGCUGUGAUGAAGGUCUCCAUCGCACCACGAACAAAUGCCGCGCUGGGCUUUGCUCAGAUGCUGCCGAGAGACCAGCACCUGUUCACCAAGGAGCAGCUGUUUGAGCGCAUGUGCAUGGCCCUGGGCGGCCGAGCGUCCGAGGCCAUCUCCUUCAACAAGGUCACCUCCGGGGCGCAGGAUGACCUUAGGAAGGUCACAGGCAUUGCAUACUCCAUGGUGAAGCAGUUCGGGAUGGCCCCUGGCAUCGGGCCCAUCUCCUUCCCCGAGGCACAGGAGGGCCUCCUGGGCAUUGGACGGCGCCCCUUCAGCCAGGGCCUUCAGCAGAUGAUGGACCACGAAGCAAAGCUGCUGGUGGCCCAGGCCUACAGACACACUGAGAAGGUGCUGCUGGGCAACCUGGACAAGCUGCAGGCGCUGGCGAACGCCCUUCUGGAAAAGGAAGUGAUAAACUAUGAGGACAUUGAGGCCCUCAUUGGCCCACCGCCCCAUGGGCCGAAGAAGAUGAUUGCUCCGCAGAGGUGGAUCGACGCCCAGAGGGAGAAGCAAGCCUCCGGAGAGGAGGACACGGCCCCACAGCCCCCCGGGCAGGGGCAGGAGCCAUCGUGGCCCAGAUAGUUGGAGUGGUGCAGUCAUGCACCUGCAGUGACCCAGGAGAAUUUCCAGCCGAGAUCGAGAGGCUGGUGGGGUGUGUGGGUUGAGCUUGCUGCCUGUGUACCUCAGUUUCCCCUACGGGGAAGUGUCAGUGCUUGCUGCCAGUAUGCAGAUAAGUUCUCCGUUCCCAGGAUGCCAUCUGCCUGGCUGUGGUGACCGGGGCCGCUCGGCAGCCAGGCUGAACAGCCCCCUGUUUGCGCCCGUCUCCGUUCCUGUGUCUCCCUCAGAAUGCUAACGGCUCGGCGAUGAAAGCGCCCUCUGAGCCGGCUGUCCUCGUCCUCACUGGCCCUGUCACUGUGCCCACUUUCCAGCAGGGUCAGACUGGGGCCGGCACUGAGCUCCUGACGGUGGAGACACUGCCACCUAUCGCCCUGUGAGCAGCUGUGCAUCAGGGACCUCGUGCUGGUCCCGUCCAGCAGCCUGGGAACUGUCGCCACCUUGCUAAUAAAUGCCGUGGAUAAGGAC
Messenger RNA from Lepus europaeus (European hare), 2889 nucleotides. It is a transcript of the gene SPG7, whose product is annotated as SPG7 matrix AAA peptidase subunit, paraplegin. Gene Ontology annotation, cellular component: m-AAA complex; membrane. The record is from RefSeq and is a predicted model, not a curated record. The transcript has 17 exons. The coding region runs from base 13 to 2388 and encodes 791 amino acids. Gene Ontology annotation, biological process: mitochondrial protein processing; protein-containing complex assembly. Gene Ontology annotation, molecular function: zinc ion binding; ATP-dependent peptidase activity; ATP binding. Lineage: Eukaryota; Metazoa; Chordata; Mammalia; Lagomorpha; Leporidae.